This is a messenger RNA of Racocetra persica, 1436 nucleotides long. The record is from the annotation of a GenBank genome assembly. NCBI's taxonomy places the organism in Eukaryota, Fungi, Glomeromycota, Glomeromycetes, Diversisporales, Gigasporaceae.
CUCUCCCACAACUACUUUUUACCGUCGUCUUAGUUGGUCUCCAGAUGGUUCUCAUGUCGCAACAGCAAAUGGUGCGCAAGGCGCGGUACCCAUUGCUGCUAUAUUUAAUCGAGGCGAAUGGCGUACUGAUAUAUCUUUGGUGGGACAUGAUUCUGCAAUCGAAGUCGUGGCGUUUAAUCCAGUUCUUUUUAUGAUACCUGACAGUGAUGACGCUGACCCCAAUUCCGAAACCAUGGGUAGUGUAUGUGCUGUUGGAAGUCAAGACCAUAGUAUUUCUGUAUGGGUAACGAGAAAUGCUCGUCCACUCUUUGUUUGCCAAAAACCUUUUGACCAUAGCGUAUUGGAUUUAGCAUGGUCACCUGAUGGCACACAGCUUUAUGCGUGUUCUUAUGAUGGUACUGUGGUCGUCUUACAAUUCCUUAAUAAAGAAUUUGGCACUCGAGUGUCUGAGGAAGAACAUGAGAAACUCCUUACAAAAUAUGGAUUCACAGCGAAAGAACCGAUCGUUCUCGAAAGCACUACUCAACUUAAUUUAGAAAGUGAAUAUGCGAUUGCAAAACGUAAAGAGAAAUCGGAUCAUAUGGCUAAUAUGAUGGAGCCUAUGGGAUCUACAACCGUUGAUAUGGACAUUAGUACUUCUGAACCAAACAAUAAUUUAACCAUUGAUUCAAAAACUACUGAUUUUGGACCUUCAAGUGUUCCGUCACAGCCAUUACCCUCGGUAGAAACGCAACAACCAAUUAAUAAUGAAAUAUCUACAAACAUCAAUGGGGCAUCGACUUCAACAUCUAACACAAUUACAAGUAUAGCUAUACAUCAACAAACCGUUACUAUGACAAAAGACGGUAAAAGGAGGAUUCAACCUCAAUUUUUGAGAAGCCUUACAUCAUCUACUACGAAUAUACCUUCAACUUCUGAACAAAUUGUUGUUGAAUCAUCCACGUCAAACAAUGGUCUUACAAGUGCUUCCAUGCCUUUACAUAAUAAUCAAAAAUUGACAACUGAAGACAUAUUAGGUAGCGAAAUGGAUGCUCCUUCUCGCGCUUUGCCACCUGGUGGAAUUCCUACCUUGGUUAUUGGGAAUAAACGAAGUGCACCAUCAGAUACAACUACUCAAUCUAGCAAGCGACAAAACAUAUCUGGCAAGAUGCAAUCAGAAGUUGAAGCUCAACCAAGUAUUUUAAGAUCAUCUCUAGUCUCCCCAUCCGUUGCAAUGUCACAAGUAAGAUUAGCUACUCAUAAAGUUUUGAGUUACCUUGCUAAGGAUCGUCUCGAUGGUGCAUCAUUAAAAUUAGAAUGCUACAAUUUUAAUGAAAAUACACCAUCUCAAAUAAUGUGUACUCGUGGUAAAACCACUGUAUGGAUUGAUUAUGUCCCGAGUGGGGUGAUACUUAUUACCGGCCAUUCUCAAUAUUCCGCUGUUGCUUGUGAAGAUG